Amoebophrya sp. A25 is the source of this 5931-nucleotide messenger RNA. The record is from the annotation of a GenBank genome assembly. NCBI's taxonomy places the organism in Eukaryota, Dinophyceae, Syndiniales, Amoebophryaceae.
AGAACUUCUUUCAAGGUUAAACUAAAGAACAUAAAGAACUACAUAGAUACAAUUACAACGAAGGGCUUGCGAGGAAUAGAUACACACCUAAGUUAACCUGGGCUCACGUGGUUGACAUAAUCUCGAGUUCCUUGGUCCAAGAACCGGGGCGGCGCGAAAUCAGGGCUAGUCCUCCAGACCAGAGAAGAGAGGAGGAACAAAGUUAGGAGCAGCAUCAGCAAAUAUACAACUGUCUACCAAAUGCCUGUAGAUGAGAACAAACAACUGUAGAAACCAAAUAACUGUAGAGCCCAUCAGAGGAAGCAGAGAAGAAGCAGAAGGAAUAAAGGCGCAGCAACUUCUGUAUCAACGAAACCACGAAAAUGGAGGAGUCCACACCAGCGGAUCUUGAGAGUAUCCUCUCAGCUGCCGGCGGUUUUUCGGACGUGGAGGAAGACGCUUCGUUUUUGAUCUCCCGUAUGGCUAAGAUCGUAGCAUCAGAUCUACUGGUGACUUUCGCAGAAGGCGGGUCAUUUGGAGACGAGGGAGGAGAGGAUUCAGCGUCUUCACAGCUAGUAGCACCUCAGAGCACGAGCACUAGUGGUACGACUGCUGAUGAUGUUCUAAAGGCCGUUUUGCUGGAUGGAGCAGCAGAUGCUGGUGCGGGAGGAAUGUCCUCAGCUGGUGUAGUAGACGGGGAUGGAGGUUUACGAGUUGUAGAGGAUCAUGAGAAAAAAUCCUUGCCAGAUGUACCAGCACAACCAGAAGUCCCAGCAGAGGAAAUGGACUAUUUUGCUAGUUCUUCGCAGUCGGAAACCGAGCAGUGGUCUCGGAUAGCCGCUGUUGUGGUCGCUGAAGUGGAACGACACGUCCUAGAGGCUGACGAAGAUGACAGGGAACACAGCCAGCAAGAACAACGUCUGACAGAAGAUGCACCAUUUUUAGAUCUAAAAGAAGCUCCUGUAGAUGAGCAGGAGGAGGCUUCGCCAGAACCAGUAGGAGUUGCAGCAGUAGGAGUUGAAGAACCUGCAGCACUACCAGAUGAUCCAGUUUUUACAACUUCUACCGUUGUAGACGAUGAACCGAACAAAAAUUCUUCAAGUAAAGCCACCGAAGAACCCGAAGAACCCGGCGGUGUUGUUGUGUCCGUAGAACCUGACGCCCCUCCAGCAUCAAGAGCUCACGUCGCUGAAGGGGACAUUUUAGGUGCAGAUCAACCGUCUCCUGUUGAAGCAGCUUCAGCUGGUUCUGCAGCAUUAGCAGCUCCACCACCAGAUGAUGACGAAGAUGUGGUUCGGUCUAGCAGUAAAGAAGCUGGCAGCAGUUCUCCAUCAAAGCUGAGACGACGAGUUAGCUUUUCUCUACCUCCAGCCGACGAUCCUACGGAUAGUACAACCGAACAAAUCAUACAAACACCUGGUAGAAGUACUACCCAUGAUAUUAAGGUAGACACGUCAGCAGAUCCAGAUCAGAAAACUCCGACGGUAUCCAGUCUCCUAGGAGCAGACAAAAUAGUGGACCGACCCCUUGACUCUCCUGAUGACGUGGAAAGUGUGGUUGCUUCCUCGGAGGAGAUCACACCUAGAGACGUGGUCGAAGUCCAGAUGAGGCCUGUAGGAGGUGAGGUUGUCACAGAUGGAGGCAAAGAGCCAUUGAAGAUUAGCUUGGCGGUAUUAUUCAAUUCUCGCUCACCUUCUCUAAAAGUAACAAUCAUGAUCUUCUUCAGUAUUUUUCUACGUCCGAACCUACCUUUUCAAGAAACUUCCUCAAUUUUGACAAGCAGCGUCUGGUUAUACUCUCUGCUGGACAGCGUUCUCCUUAAGCUCGAAGAUCAAGUGGGGGGUGGGGCUCAUAGAAGCACUUCACAGCCUACAACAACAGUACCGCUAGUCGUGACCCAAGAAGUGCUAUGAAUUUGUUUCAUCAACCCCACAACACCCAGAUCCAGCGUCACGAGCAGGGAAGCCGCAUUGUGGGUGAAAUGUCGGCUCGGACUCUAUCAGCAAGGGACAGAAGAGUUUUGGAUGAGGCAUUGAAGUUGACCAUAGAUCAAUGGAGUAUGACAGAGCAGGCGAGCAGUUCUGCAUCCGCAACUACGAGUGGUCGUGCAGUAGAAGGGACAACUGCAGGUCCGACUGUAGGCGAGUCUUCUUCGGGGACGACGACUGCAUCUUGGUAUUCAAUUCAUCGCGUAACUCAUAACUACGAGAGCAUGAUGAGUUCUUCUUGAGUCAUCUCCAUGGCAUCCAUGAUCCACAUCAAAAUCAACAUCACAACCCAGGAUGCAGAAGUCUCGUGUCCUAACGGCACCAGAGAGUCAAGAUCCGGGUACCUCUUUGACCCUAGUAAUCGGAGAACAGGGAGACUUGAAGACCCUACGCAUAAGUGCCUCUGCCAAGGACACUCGAGAAUUUGUCAUCGAAAGAGCAGUGACACCACCUGCGGCUGUUGUGCCCUCGGCUUCGAGUGGGAAGACAGAUGAUGGUAUAACGAAAGAAGCCGUGGCAGACGCAGACGAGAAUGGGAAGGAAGCUGAUACAAUAGGGAAACCAGGAGUAGAUGACGCGAAAGAGGGAGAUGGUGACAAAGCAGAUGCGACUAUGAGAAACAACAUUUUGCUUUUGACUUCCAACCACGUUCCUUGUUCUUACUCACCUCGAUGAUCUUCGUGUGAUUAUUGUGCUUAGCUUCGUGAAGAUCGUACUUAGUCUUCUCUUUCCUUCUAAAACACCAGCCGAAACGGGCAAAAAGAAGAAACCUGAUGAAGAUGACGAUAUAGAUUGGGCGAAGGCGGAAGAGGAGUCAGCCAUCAAAUUACAAGCAAGCGCAAGGGGAAGAAGGGACCGGCAGAAGGCACAAGCAAAACGUGAUCGACGAGCACGGGAAGCUGAAGCAAAACUUAUGUCUUAGUGGAGAGCCCUGGAGAUGAAUGCUGGAGCUGAAUGCUAUAAAGGAAGCAAAUAAAGAAUUUGAAUCUCGAUUUCAUGAAGCACACUGGAAUAUUAGAAGAUGCUUGAUGAAUACUCACUUUUUUCACGAGGCCGCACACGAACUACUUUUUUCCCAAGAUGAGCAGUAGUUUUCUCAAGUUCUGUUGAACAUUCCUUUUCAUACCCUGCGUCCGUGACGAAGCAGAAAGGGUAGCAGCAAUACGAAUACAAGCUGGGGUGCGUGGCAGUAGGGACCGAGCUUUCGUAGAAGAGCUGAAGUAUAGGAGGAGACUUCUAGGUAUUCUUUCCCUAGGCUUUUGCGAGCAAGAAUGAAAUGAAUGAAUAAUAGUGUUAGUAGGCGUAUCUACUACAUAAGGCGAAGAUUGUUAAUACUAGUGGGUGUGGGCGGGCAUGUUGUAACUCCUGUAUUUUCUCUUUCUGGUUGUGCCGAUGAGGUGGAAACAACUAACCAGAGUGCUGUACUACAACUGGCAAGACAGACUGCACCUCCUUGUUGUGCUCACAUUACAGCAAACUACGAGGCGAGCCGUGGUACGACUGAGGAACGUGGAUUAGCAGGUCAAGAACAAAGAGGCCCUCAACAGGAGAAGAGAAGCAAGAAAACGAAGAAAGCCACGAAGAAAAUGGUGCUUGUCGAUCUGCAUCAUGUGCACCAUCACCAUCACUUUCAUAAAACAAGUGAGAGCGAGGACGAAGGCGGAGUCCAGACUAAAAAAAGCCUAGAAUACGAAGCUACGCAGCUGACGACAACGAGCUAUGUCGAAAACAAAGCGGAAAGCGUCUAUCAAGGAGGAUACCGGAAGUUCCUCAUCGACAACGUAUCUUUUUCUUUUUCCUUUUCAUCCAUGAUGAGAGAGACUGAAUGACACUCCCUUCUGUGGUCUGAGCUGCAAAAAUAGGUGAUCUGUAAAAAUACUGUUUAUUCUAUUCAGAACUUCAGUAGUUAAAGGUAUACUUGCGCUAAAGCCUUACCCCCCACCAGCCACCGUUCCAAUCUGCGGAAGAAUAUUACACCCACACGAGUGGUCUCACUGGUGCUCAGCGGAUGGGUGUGAGUCCGUAUCAGUUCACCGCCGAUCAGCGUUUGCACAAACAAAGGCUACCUGACGGUCGUAUUCGAUGGACACCUGCGUCCUCUUCCUAUUCAAGAGGGACGAGAAGGAGCAGGAGUAAAGGUUAAGGAUCGUUAUUCGAAAAUAUGCAUUUCCAUAUUCUACCAUCGUUAUUCGAAAAAAAUCAUAUUGAUUCAUAUUCUACCAGUACUAGGACAUGACUCUCUUGACAAACUCAUUGAUUUAUACUUCCUCAAGAAUCUUGAAGUGCGAGGGACAAGCUAGUACAGAGUUCAGAGUUUCCUUCUAAUAACGGGACAUGCAACGACCGCCGCGCACAGCUGAGUUCAGUUUCGACGAGCGCGCAAAACCCAAAGCGGCACCAGGUACGGCACCAGGCACGGCGCCAGCAGGUGGAAACCUUCAUGCUUCUUCGUCGUCUUCGAAGGCUCUAUAUGGUAGUCCGUCAGGAGCUGAUCUAAACAGGAAUGUGAACGGGAAGAACGUUGAUCACUACCAGUCACCGCCACCCGCAUCCUCUUCGAAAAGUGUGCACUUCUUCUAUCCAAGUGAAGAAGACAGUAGCAGCAUAAGGGAAAUUACUGGAGGUCAUCAUGGGAGUGCCGGGACGACGACGAAACAUAAAACGACGGGUUCUGUUACGGCACUCAGGACAGGUAGAACUAGAACUAGAUGAAUCAGAAAACCGGAGUUGUUAAACAAAAUCAAAAGUCCUCUUCCUCACAUGUUGCGUCGCACGAGCGUUUCUUACACCAGAUAAAGAUAAUGGAAAGUUAGAAUUAAGCUUCACUUCGAUUUCCCCCACCAACGCCAGCUUUCAUUCCCUGUUUCCUAGCCAAGAAAAGCUACAAACCGCACCACUACAUACACGGUGGGUCGAAGUAUCAUGGCACAAGCAAGAUCGGUAGGGGAGAACCCCAUUUAGCUUUGGGUAGCAGCUCUGGACUAGCGAAGCCAUACAAAUCGCCAUACGCUGUCUCACCUCUAGGCAAAUUCGCCACGACGAGUUCUGGAGGAGGCCUGGUGAAGAGAAACCGCUAUGGUUCGCCUGGGAGAGGGAUACAGUUGCCGCCUAUAUUGUAAGAAGCUGUGAUCGAAAUAGAUUCCUAUUUUCAUGAUUUGGUGUUGCUGAACAGAAUCACAUCGAAGCCAGAGCAAGUUUGUUGAUAAAAGUAGGUUUCGUAUGUCAUUAUCGUAUUCGUAGUGCUAAUGUACAGUCACAGGUUCGCAGGAGUCAGAUUAUUUUUUCGUAUUUUCAUCGAGGAUGCGGAUACUGUCGUGUAGUUUCAUAUUUUUUUUGUGCUAAUAUUUAGGUCACGACCACGACCACUCAAAAAUGUACCAACAUUUCAUCAUCUUAACAUAACAAGAGACAUUGACAAGUAUUUGGGGCUAGAGGUCUACUAGUACGCAAGAACAUGAUAGGAGGACAAUCUUCAUUCUUGUUCUGCUCGUUUCUAAAUCAAAUGCAUAAAGAAAUAUUGAAGGCAAACAUUGAUCUGCCAGUACAGAAAAGCAGGAAAACAUCGUUGCGUAGCUAACUGAAGCGCUUGAAAAUCUUACCAUAAUAUAUCUCGCGUUUUUCUUUUUACCAUACUAUAUCUCGCGUGCGCAGCAUAGGCUUAAUUCACAUUUCAUUCUACUUUCAAAACACAUCAAUCCAAAUCACUAGCAAAAUUACAUCACAUAUUUAUAGAAGAAAUUACUUUUCACAUUCAGCAGAAAAAACAAGGAAGCGAAAACAGAAAGAAAUUCCCAUCAUAGUCGCCCUUCAUGCAUGUAACGCAAGGAGGAACCCCGUUAAUAACGCCAGAGGAAUACCAGCAACAUCACCAGAGGUUUAAUACGAGCAAGAGCAUCAACAUUGUACGUCAUACAGCGGAAGACCAUAUCUUCCGAACAAUGGAGUGGCAGAAAACUGUUUCUGG